Molecule: messenger RNA, 933 nt
Organism: Impatiens glandulifera
Lineage: Eukaryota; Viridiplantae; Streptophyta; Magnoliopsida; Ericales; Balsaminaceae
Exons: 3
Coding region: 1-933 (310 amino acids)
Source: RefSeq, a predicted model, not a curated record
AUGGCAGUAAGAGUUGAUCUUGAGAAGAUUCAAUCUCGAUUUCUUUUUGAUGAUAUUGAUGAUACUCUGCGGGAUGAUGAAAAGUCUGCCCUUGCCACUUUCAGAGAGCUUAGGUCUAUGGAGGAGGGUUUUGUGAGAAACCUUCGGAAUAAUGUUCAAAGGCUCAAGAAUGACAAGGGUGAUUUUGUGCACGGACAUGAACAAAUUCAUGACUUGGCUGUUCAAUUUUAUCGUGGUCUCAUGGGUAAUAAAACCGGGAAGCAACUCAGUCAGCUUAACGUACUCUAUCAAAUUGUUGACAAGAGAAUUACAGCUGAGGAUAGUCGUGAUCUUGUUAGAGUAAUUUCAAGAGAUGAGGUUAGAAAGGCGAUGGCUAGUAUCAAUGGUAAUAAGAGCCUCGGACCUGACGGUUUUAAUGCGGAAUUCUUUAAGGCUAAUUGGGAUAUUGUAGGUAAUGACGUUACAGAGGGGAAUCUUUUAAAGGGUUAUGGGAAAAGGAAGAUCUCACCUCGGGUCGCGUUUAAAAUCGACAUCAGCAAGGCUUUUGAUUCCGUUAAAUGGGGAACUAUACAUGAUUUUCUUGUCGUUGCUGGUUUUCCUAGAAUCUUUAUUGAAUGGAUUAUACAAUGCGUCUCUAUCUCCCGGUUUGUAGUUUGUGUCAAUGGAGUUCACGGGGGCUAUUUCAAGGGCAAAAAUGGUGUGAGGCAGGGCGAUCCUCUCUCUUCUUACAUCUUCGUAUUGAUCAUGGAGAUCUUUGAGAGUGUCUUAACGACAUUCCGAAAGAAUCACCAUUACACUUUCCACCCUUUCUGCGAAGAGGAGAAGAUCACUCAUUUAUGUUUCGCAGACGACUUGUUCUUACUUGCUCAUGCUGAUGUUGAAACCAUUAAUACUAUAAAAGAUGCGCUUAACUUCUUUUCUGAUGUUAGAUGA